UUUUCCCAUUGCGUUUGUCAUAGCCCCCACUUUAACACAUAAAUAUAUUAUUUGUGUAGCAACAAGAUGAAGCACUUGCCCAAGCCCAGAUACCAUAAGGACAGCGUUCAAAUCAUUAAAAUGCUGUCGGAAAUCAAUAAGCCUGCCAGCAUGACAGAGCUCAUUAAGCAUGUGGAAUUUCACUAUAAACCCCAGCCCGCAGAUCGUGACUUUUGGCACACUUUUGGUGAAAAGCUCGCAAUUGGUGUCACCUGCGGAUAUAUUCUGAAACAGAGCGGCAUCUACUCCCUGGUUAAGCCACGGCCAACCGUCCAACAAAUAUUAACCGAGACCCUGAACCGAACUGAACCGAACACAAAACAAACAACAAAAACCAAAGUCAAAGUAGGAUUAACCACGAUGCGAACCUUCCUAAUGUUGAAGAAUGAAAAACGGUCCGAAGAACGCUUUGAAAAACGCCCCGAAAAGAGCUCCGUAAAACGAUCCGAAGAACGCUCCGAAGAACGUUCCGAAGAACACACCGAAAAACGCUCCAAAGAACGCUCCGAAGAACGCGCCAAAGAACGCUCCGAAGAACGCUCCGAAAAACGCUCCAAAGAACGCUCCAAAGAACGCUCCGAAAAACGCUCCAAAGAACGCGCUGAAAAACGCUCCAAAGAAAGCUCCGUAAAACGCUCCGAAGAACGCUCCGAAGAAUGCGCCGAAGAACGUUCCGAAGAACGCGCUGAAAAACGCUCCGAAAAACGCUCCGAAGAACGCUCCGAAGAAUGCGCCGAAGAACGUUCCGAAGAACGCGCUGAAAAACGCUCCGAAAAACGAUCCGAAAAACGCUCCGAAGAACGCUCCGUCAUUAAGCUGCGUCAUUAACUAUUUGAGCAUUUUUCUCGGACUAAAGACUUGCCUGGUUAUUUGGCCUUCAGAGUUCUCUCGUCUCCUGCCGAACAUUUCAUUCACUAGUAAAUGUGAAUUGAAUUAUUUCUUGUAAUAUUUUCCAAUCACUUUA
Drosophila guanche is the source of this 1003-nucleotide messenger RNA. RefSeq names its product eukaryotic translation initiation factor 4 gamma-like. The record is from RefSeq and is a predicted model, not a curated record. The transcript is spliced from 2 exons. NCBI's taxonomy places the organism in Eukaryota, Metazoa, Arthropoda, Insecta, Diptera, Drosophilidae. Bases 67 to 867 code for a protein of 266 amino acids.